AUGAAAGCCUGUCUCAUGCAAGCUGCAGUGAUUUUUAUAUAUUAUCUUGGUGUACAAUAUCUGGUGACAGCAGAUAAUGCAAGUGAAGUGCUCGAUGAUGUAUACUUCAAACUAAAAGUGUACACUGAAAGUAUCUAUGACCUUCAACAAGAAAAACUUUACGCAGAGCAACUACUUCCAUACGAGUUUCAAGGUGUUGAAAAACCAUUCCGAGAUGAAGUAAUGAGGCUAGAAAAAUUGUAUGCAGCCAAAUGGAUUUUAGAUCUGCUCAAAAAUAUCACUCCCAAUGAUGCUAAUUUACUGCAGACGUACUCAGAAAAUUAUGAACGACUAUCUGAUAUAAAGACGAAUUCAGGACUUGAUGACUAUUUCGAUAGUUUAAUAGAAUCUGUAAUAGAGAAGAAGUGGAAUGCAAGAUUAGACUUUGAUCUAGCAACCAACAUAUACUUGAACAUGAAAAUUUCAUCCAAAAGCUCGUCUUUGACAGAAAAUAACGGGAAAUCACUUGAUGAAAGAAAAUCAACUCUGGGAGAAACUGAAAAUCAAUAUAAAGAGUCUAAAUUACGUGUUAUCAGCACAAAUAAGGAAUUGAUUGAGACAAACCUUGCCUUUAGCAAUUUCUGCGAUGCAGUUAAAAAAGAUUUACCGAAAUUGCACCCACACCUCGAAGAAAUGCAGAAAAACAUUAGUGAGAUGACAGAACACCUAGAUAACUACACGCGGGAUAUAAGGGCAGUUGUAGCUAAAGCCAAAAACACAUCAGAUCCAAUCCAACGACAUAAUUUGGAACGUGAAGUUGAUGAUCUUUGGCUGAUUAUCAGUGAUUAUAAAAACCGAAUAUAUAAGUCUGAGAAAAAUUUAGAUGAAGCUAUUAAUGACGUACUUUUUGCAAAUCCAGAAGUGAUAGCUGAACAAGACAAAAAGCGUAAUGUCACUAUUAGAAACGAGGAUGCUACAUAUGAUCAUCUUAAAACAUUGACAAAUAUGGAAGUUCAAAGAAUAGAUGUCCUUGAAUUACUUUCAUUAGAAGAAAGAAUAAAAAUCUACGAAAGUAUAAUGCAGGAAGAAAUAAACUCAAUUUAA
Messenger RNA from Schistosoma haematobium, 1083 nucleotides. RefSeq lists its product as uncharacterized. The transcript has 20 exons. The record is from RefSeq and is a predicted model, not a curated record. Bases 1 to 1083 code for a protein of 360 amino acids. Lineage: Eukaryota; Metazoa; Platyhelminthes; Trematoda; Strigeidida; Schistosomatidae.